Messenger RNA from Trichomonas vaginalis G3, 297 nucleotides. RefSeq lists its product as uncharacterized. Bases 1 to 297 code for a protein of 98 amino acids. The transcript has a single exon. The record is from RefSeq and is a predicted model, not a curated record. NCBI's taxonomy places the organism in Eukaryota, Parabasalia, Trichomonadida, Trichomonadidae.
AUGAACGAAGAUUUAUCUAAAUCUGUAAAAACAGUGAAGAAUCCAUUCUAUAUAGUCAAUGAUGCCUUAAAUGAUGGAGAUGCAGUUACAGUCAAAUUAACAUGCGCUGAUAGUAGCAAGGAAUGCAAGAUUCAUGUUAUCCAAGAGAGUAUUUCAGGCUUACAGUGGCAAUCUUAUGUCACCGCAUUAUCAAAUGGCGAAAUAACGUUUAACAAAAAAGAAAUUGGAAAGGCAAUUUCAUUCGCAUCUAGCAAUACCAUUAAAGUUAAGGGUGCACCCGUAUGUACGUUUAUUUGA